GGGAUGGUGGCCAAGUGAGAGGCUGCGCCUGCACUGUCCUUGAGGAGCUGUGCAGUAGCUGCCGUGGAGAGGUUGCGCUCCUGUUUGACCUGUAGCGGACGAGGACGUCUAUCAGCUGUGGUUGUCUUUGUCGGGCAGAUGAAGAAGUAGAGGAAAGAGUAGGCAGUGAGAUAAGGCAGGGUAGUUGUAAAAGUAAGCUGGAGGGUGUGUGGGUGGAGGAGAGAAGAGAGAGUGCGGAAGGUAGGAGAGAGAUGCUUUUAUAGGCAGGCAAGCGGGCACGGGCCACGUUCCGUCUUGAAGCAGCGUGGUGUGGUGCGGUGUAGGCGGCGAAGUGGGUUGAGGAGUAGGUGCAGGUGGAGGAGGAGGGAGAGAGAAGGAGGAGACGGUGUGAAGGAAUGGCUUUUGUGGGUGAAGGGGGCCACGUGCCUACUUCCUUUCUGGUGGCAGACGACAGAGUAGGCAGGUGGAGGGCAGUGGGAGAGGGCAAGUUGAUGCAGACUGUGGAGUGGCUCGAAGUCGGUCUGAUCGUGGUGGAGGAGGAGGAAGAAGAAGAAGGGGAGAGGGAGGAGGAAGUCCGGGAGGAUGGCUUUUGGACUUCGUACCUUUUUAGUGGUUUGCCGGGCAAUGAGCGCACCGAGAGCACUGUUGAUGCCGCCAAUCGAGGACUUGGUGACGCUUGCGGCGAACGCUGCGAGGUGGACAGACGGACGGAAGAACACACUGCCUGGCAAAGCCGGCAAUGGCGCUGCUCUGAUGAUGUCUUUUGCAGCAGGGACAGCAGAAGGACCAAGAUGAUUCGGCCUGAGCUUUUGGCAAGGCACGGUCGAAUGGGUCGCUGGUGGAUGCGAACGUUUGGAUGCGUGGAGACAAGGCGUUUGCAUCAUCCUCAGGCCGUGAGCAUCCCCGCGCUCCGCAAGAGCCAAAGGAAAGAAGAACCAGACAUUGACGGGAAGGAGAAAACGGGACAUGGUGACGAGGAACAAAUCAAACGUAGCGGAUCGUCUAUCGGAGUUUCCAGCCGUGUAAUCUGGAUUCCAUCAUCAGCAACAUAUUUCUUCUUCCUUGGUCGAAGAAGAAUGGCGACCCUUGCCACACGUGGGCACCGCAUCGGCGGAGGGGGAGUGCACCCUAAGAAACGGCAAUACACUGACGACGACGUACCAAGACAGUCUAUCCCAUGCGCGUCGCCUGCCGGUUUGAAAAAACAAAUCUUGAUUCGAACAGUAGCUGACGCAAACAGUAAGCUUUUGAGCCGGAUGCAAGCGUGCGGACCUGGAGGAUCGAUGCCUCUUCGCGGCGGCGUACCUGGAAACACGCAAGACCGGAAAGAAGCGCCGAAUUCUUGAACCAAUCUAUCCCUAGUCUUCCCAGAGGCGUCGAAUCGUGAAGAAAGAAG
This is a messenger RNA of Westerdykella ornata, 1396 nucleotides long. RefSeq lists its product as uncharacterized. The record is from RefSeq and is a predicted model, not a curated record. The transcript is spliced from 4 exons. Bases 396 to 1346 code for a protein of 316 amino acids. NCBI's taxonomy places the organism in Eukaryota, Fungi, Ascomycota, Dothideomycetes, Pleosporales, Sporormiaceae.